GUCAGUAGGACAAGCAACAGGCUGUGAGUGUUGUCAACAAACUGGAGCGGGCUACCUAGCGGAUUCUAAACAUGGCCGAGGUAAAUGUGUGUAGAAUUAACGUAGAAUACAUUAUACAGUUUGUUCUAAUUCGCAUUUUCUCUCUUUGUUGAUGCAUAUUCUUGUUUGUUUAUUUGAUGUUAUAAUUCCUAAGUUUUUAUAAUAAUAAUGUCUGAGCAGUGUCGAUGUUAUGUAUAACGUAUCUUCACUUGUCAAUACAUCAUACAUCAGUUUACAGUAUGUAUAUAUCAGUAUCUAUCAAUGCUAUACGUAUAUAUAUAUAUAUAUACAUACAUACAUACAUACAUACAUACAUACAUACAUACAUACAUACAUACAUACAUACAUACAUACAUACAUACAUAAUAUAUAUAUAUAUAUUUAUAUAUAUAUAUACAUACAUAUAUUUGUAUAUAUAUAUAUAUUUAUAUAUAUAUACAUACAUAUAUUUAUAUAUAUAUACACGAUUUUUAUUUAUAUGUAUUAUGAAAAUGUAAUUUUAUAUAUAUAUAUAUAUAAAUAUAUAUAUUUAUAUUUAUAUAUAUAUAUAUAUAAUUAUAUAUGUACGUAUAUGUUUAUAUCUUAUUAUAUUUAUAUAUUAUUGAUAUAGAUGGACAAAUAUAAAUGGACACAAACGGUCCAUUCAUUAGAUUAAACUUCAUAUUGACAGAGGGCUCAGAUUUACAAGAGGAAUCAAACUAUAACUUUGUGACAUCACAACAUUUUAAUUUUCUCAAUGUGAAAAAAAAAUAUUGUUUAAGAAUAAUAAUAUGUUCGUUCAAAACAGAAUACAUUUUUUACUUUGUAAUAAAAGAGCCUGACAUUAUGGUCCCUAUUCUUCACUAAUGUCAUUAUUUCUAAGACACCUCAAUGGGUUAACUUAAAUAUGCAAUCUUAGCAUAUUUUUAACACUCCUAAACUCGAAUAAUCAUACUAGUGUGCUAAAUAUGUAUUAUAGGAAUCAGAAUGAUCAAUACAUUGAUCAUGGGCCCCCAGAAUAUAGAAGAAGUGUUAUUUUAAUGACGUGCUUACCCCAUAGAGCAACUGCCCGUAAUGCGUUCAAGAGAUCCAUAUGCUCAUGUCGCCUACAUGUCCACAGCCGGCGAUGAUCAAAUCAGUUUCGGCUCUCGCCCUGCUGGGUCUCGCCUCCGGCUGUGGUUUGACCUUGGCGUCCCUGGUCAGCUCCACGUGGAUGACCUUGGAGGACGGGACACGGGUUGGUCUGUUCUCAACGUGCAUCGCCAACCACUGCGACCGCAUCAACUUCACACAAGGCGACACGGGCGCAGGUAGGGUAGAAUUGUACUGCAAUAGGUUUAACACUAAUUGUAAAGCUCUGCCUGGUGCGUUUUCAUCUUGUCAUUUUAUAGAAAGAAAUCAAAAACAAUACAUAAAAUACAAGACCUAUUACGUGGAUUCAAUGAUUAAAUGUCCCAUGCCAUUGAUGUGAAUAUUUUCCCAAGAUCAUCAACGUUAUUAGUCCUUUACUUUAAAAAAAAAGAAAUAAACCUUAUUAAUGACAUUUCUUUAUUCGUUUUUGUGACUAAAAAGAAUAAUGAGAAGAAUAUUAAGGCUUACUCUGCAAUUUAUCACUUAAUAACUUUAUAUGUGAUCAACUUUAUUCCUUAUAAAACUUCCGAGUGUGAUACUCUUCUUCAGUGUUUCCAAAAUAUUUCAAUUUUAUAGUGAAGUUUAAAAAAAAAGAUAGUUUUAACUGAACUUGUAUUUUUCAAGAAACGGCACUAAAAUACCUGAGUUAAAAAAUAUUAUAUACUAGCAAAAUUACCCGGUGUUAACCCCAAGAAAAAGAGAAUGAAAAGAAAGUUCUUCUUGAGAAUAUCACUAGGUGCAUGCAGGUCACUUGCUCGAGACAAUGACGCCAAUUAAAGAUCACCCUAUCUGUGUUUUUUUUUUAUUUCACGAUAUCGAUAGAGAUAUGUGUCGCCAUAUCUUUAAUUACAAAAUCUAACCUUUAACCCCCGAAGCUUUUCGCAUUGUUUAGCAUUUAUGUACAAUUUAUUUGUUUUAUAUUUUUUACUUUUUCAUUUAUUAUUACUAUUUUUAUUUCUAGUUUUUUUCCCGGGGGGUGGGUGGGGGGAAGUGGGGGGGGGGAGGUGGCCUGCUCUAGUGUGCGGGUUUUUUUUAAAACAAUUCUGGAAAUAGUCUUCCACAACAAUUUAAACUGUUUGGGAAAAACUGUCCUUCAUCUCUGACAUGUUCUACUCUGACAUUCAAGACUGCUUCUCUUUUUCAAUUAGGUCAAACGUAUUUUGCAUUAUGCAUGUCUAAAGACUUUAACAUUGUUGUAUAAUGUUUGUGUUGGGUUGUGCAAUAUAGGUGCAUAAUUUUAAGGAGAAGAUUUAAGCUUAGUAUAAUAUACUCGUGCCAUUUCACUGCGCCACUGAGUUUCCCGUCUUUUCACAACAAAACAAUCUUUAAAAAUGGCAACAAACUAAAACUUAGGUGAUUGUGAAUGUUGAAUUCGUUUUGCUGUUGUUAAAUAACAGACAUUCAUUAAACAACAAGGUGGAAUGUCUUCAUAUGUUGUUGUACGAGUUUGAUCUCAUCAUACUUAAAAUGACGUGAUACAACUUUACAUUGCCAACAUUAUUAAGCGGUCCAGCAUUACUAUGGACGGGUAAGCCAGCCUCAGUGAGCAGUUUUCGAAGAGCGCCACUUUGAGCCCAUUUCGUAUACUUUAAAUGGCUUAUGGGUUUGUCCAUUCUGCGUAGUAUUUCGAUUGCCUUCACCGAGGGACGGGCGACAAAGUCAAGGAGAGCCCCCUCCCCCACCCCCGGCGUAACAAACUCUCGUUCUACUUUGGCUUCAUACCAAGCUUGUAUUAAUAGGUUACGAACACGCGAUACAUCAAGAAAACAAGAAUAAUAUCAUGUACUUGGAGUUACUUGUAAUAUAAGUUUAUAAACAAAAAGUUUAUCUAAAAUCCUGAUUGUGAUGGUUGUGAAUGGACACCACUCCCAAAACAAUUCUGACUAUUUUUAUAAAUAAGAAAUAGCGUGUCAGUAAAAUUCCCAAACAUAUUAUAGAUCUAUAGACUGCAACAAAACCCGUUGAUAAUUGUUUAAAGUGUAUCACUGGGACGACCCCGUUCGAUUUAAAGCAACAAAAAAUACAGUACACAAUGUAGGGAAAAUCCUGAUGAUUGUUCCCUUGACCUGCGACACACAGUGUGCAUUAUUACUUUCUUCUACAGUUUUAAACGAGUCGUCUUCUAUACCCGAUACAAUCCGAGUGUGUGGCAAUGGGUAUUCCAUCAGUUCAAAGUUGACAAUAUUCCGCUGUAUACUUGAGUUUUCAUCAGUUCAAAGUUGACAAUAUUCCCUUGUAUACUUAAAUAUUCCCUCCCCCCCCCCCCCCCGUUUAAAUUUGACAAUAUUGCCUUGUAUACUUGAGUCUCUCCUCAUUUAAAAGUUAACAUUAUUCCGUUGUAUAACAGAGUAUUCAAUUUUCUAAAAGUUGACAAUGUUCACCUGUAUACAUAAGCAUUUCAUCUGCUAAAAUUUGAUAAUGUUCACUUGUGUAAUUCUUUCUUUCUUACUCCUCUUUAGAAAAACACUUCCGCUUUAAGGUAGUUCGCGGGUUACUGGUGUCCGGGCUUAUCACUGGUGUCUGUGGUUUUAUCACUGCCCUCGGCUUUGUCGUAGAUGCCGUCAGGAGUAAAGGUGUCAGCAGCCUGACACUUUUGCGAGCUUCAAUGGUUCUCAACCCAAUAGCUGGUAAGAAGACAUUCUUUACACUUUACUGUUCAUGAAAUGAAAUUAGCCAAAUAAAUACGCUUCUAUAUUCUAUGUCAUGUUACUUAUCCUUGAUCUCUUCUGUCUGCUCUCUCCAAUCGCAGGACUCUAAAAUCUAAACAAUUUAAUACACAUCCUCUUGCGGGGUUCUACAAUCUCCACAGUUUAAUAGAUGUCAUCUUUCAGGGCCCUAGAAUCUUUUUAAAUAAGCAUGUGUAUUUGUAUUAAAUAGGUAACAGUUGUAUCAAUAUUUUUUGGCAGGAUGUAUCACAAUUAUAGGGGCUGUGGUUUUCGCAUCGACCAUUUACAUAAGAGCACUACAGUUAUCAGCCACGAAACUUGAUUACUCUUUCGGGCUGGCAGUCGCUGGAGGCGGAACCUCCAUCAUCUCUGCAAUGCUAGUGUACACAGGUGGACCCAGGAAAGUCACUAUAGCCUUCCGUGAUGCAGUGAGCUCAAGACGAGCCAUUCUUUUAGCCUCAGUCCCACAGCCGCCUGCAUAUUCGUCACCGUUACAGCACGUCGUGGGUCCACCGCCCCCCUAUGACCUGCAGAAGUCGCUGGUACCCCCAGCUUACGACGACGCCCCUCUACUGCCACCACCGUAUUACUCCAUAUUUGAUCAAAGAAACCUUGCGCCCCCUUGAUUGGAAUACGACGUCAUUUAUGCUGGCACAUUCCAGGGGAAUAACUCAGUGCACAAUGGGAUCUUGUUUCGGCAAAAUGUGCUGACUACAUAAUUGUAUCCAACCCAACAAGUACGUACUCAAGUCAACUACAUACAUUGCAUCCAACCCAACAAGUACGUACACAAGUCAACUACAUAAUUGUAUCCAACCCAACAAGUACGUACACAAGUCAACUAAAUACAUUGUAUCCAACCCAACAAGUACGUACACAAGUAAACUACAUAAAUGUAUCCAACCCAACAAGUACGUACACAAGUCAACUACAUACAUUGUAUCCAACCCAACAAGUACGUACACAAGUCAACUACAUACAUUGUAUCCAACCCAACAAGUACGUACAAAAGUCAACUAAAUGCAUUGUAUCCAACCCAACAAGUACGUACAAAGGUCAACUAAAUACAAGGAUACUUUUAUGAAAUCCAACAAGUAUGUACUAAAGUCAAGACAAAAAGAAGAACAUGCUACACAAGAUUAAACAAGAGAGUCAAUUAUCAAGUAAUUUACUUAAUGAUAUGCACUUUACAUGGAACAUGGACGGAUGAAUGAAGGCUAAAUCUUUCAUUUUAAAACACUACGAGAAUGAAUAUUAGAGUGACAGUUUUUUAUAUUGUUAAAUGUCUCUAGUUUUUGUUGAUAUUUUCAUAAUGUUUAAAUGUCUCUGUUUAAUGAUCAUAUUUUCAUAAUGUUUAAAUGUAUGUGUUUAAUGUUGCCAUUUUCAUAAUGUUUGAAUGUCUCUGUUUAAUGUUGAUUAUUUCAUAAAGUUUAAAUGUCCCUGUUUAAUGUUGAUAUUUUCAUAAUUUUUAAGUAAAUGUCUCUGUUUUUAUGGUGAUAUUUUUCUUUCAGGGGAAUCAACUUAAUUAAUUAUAAGUUGAUUAAGUUUCAUGUCGGCGGGGAAUGAAUAAAUAAAAGUUUCCUUCAAAAGUAUUUAUUUUAAUUGUCACAGAUUUUGGAUUCAGAAAACCUGUAUUACGCGUUUAAGAAAUUAAAUGCUUGAUUAGAUGAAGAUCUUUACCAUAUAUUAGGCUACUAGUUUAUGUGGAAUAUGGUUUGAAAUUUGCGUUAAAACAUUUAGCUAAAUCUUUGUAUAUAUGAGUUUGUAUAUUUUGUGUGUAUUUCUAUGUGUGUUUGUGUAAAACAAAACAAAAAAAAGCAUUGAAAAGUGAUAGUAAUAUUUUAGCCUAAUAAAUCAUAUAAUUUUAAAAACGAAAAUUAUGAUAUAUAAUACAUUUUACGAAUGAUAUGUGAAAAGCAUUUUGUUAAUGGUCCAUGAAAUUUAAAAUCAUACUUAAAAAAAUUAAUAAAGUAUUAUUA
Molecule: messenger RNA, 5794 nt
Organism: Lymnaea stagnalis (great pond snail)
Lineage: Eukaryota; Metazoa; Mollusca; Gastropoda; Lymnaeidae
Source: the annotation of a GenBank genome assembly